CGAUGCUUCAGGGUACAGGUCAUGGCUGGUCCUUGCCUUUGCUGCAAAUGGCGCUGUCUGUCCAACUGUGGGCCAUCAUCGUCACCCAGAUGUGCUCGAACUGGGCCUACUACACCCUGCUCACAUCCCUGCCCACCUACAUGGACGUCAUCCUGCACUUCGACCUGCAGUCGAACGGCUUCCUGUCCUCUCUGCCGUACCUGGGCAGCUGGUUGAUGGCGUGGGCGUCUGGAGUCAUGGCGGACGCCCUCAUCGAGCGGCGAGUGUUCAGCGUCACUGUCGUUCGCAAAAUCUUCACGCUUGUAGGUCUGUUUCUGCCCUCGGUUUUCCUCGCGGCUGUGGUUUACACCGGCUGCGACCACAUCCUCACCGUCACCUUCCUCACACUGUCAAUGACAACGGGAGGGUUCAGCGCCGCCGGAGUCUUCAUCAACCAGAUAGACAUCGCUCCUCGGUAUGCAGGAUUCCUGCUGGGAAUCACCAACACCUUCGGGACUAUCCCGGGGGUCGUGGCGCCGAUCGUAACGGGAUACUUUACUGAAGAUCACACUCUGGCCGGCUGGGCAAAAGUCUUCUGGGUUGCCGCCGGGAUCAACGCGGGCGGUGCCGUCAUUUACACGUUAUUUGGCAGCGGCAAGCUCCAACCAUGGGCCCUCACUGAGGAGGAGCGAGCUGAAGCUGAGAGGAAGAGGAACAGGUCCAUAUCACAUUAAAGCAGAAAUAUGCAUCAGCAGCAGAGCCUUUAAAGACACAUAUACAGUUAGCUAGUUUUACACAGUUUUCUGAUUUUAGAGAAACAUGUCUGGAGGUUUAAUCUGUAAAUUUAGGUAUGACUUAAGGGACUUCAUGCAGUAUUCACACUUCAUGAACCAAUAAUGACUUCAGAGGUACAAUAUGCUCUUCUUGUUUACGAGGUGAGCUGAUAGACUUAUUUUUACGGUAAUUCCAGCAACUAUAUUACAGCUUAUGGAGCAUUUAAAAUUUCCUGUUAGGCACAUUUUUAACCCUUUAAAUUCGCUGGGAGGUGAAAUUUCAAGGGUUAGAAUGUUAUCACUACUUUUAAGAAAAGAUUAGUUUUGGUGCAGAUGACAUAUUCGAACACGUGCUGCCUUUUAAUAAUCAGGAAACACGUUUACUCUUGUUGAUAAAGUUUUAAUCGUUUGUAUGUGAGUUAAGUCACUUAUUUUUUUUCCAGCAUUUUUUAGCCUUUUUAACCUUUUAACCUGGAUGUUUGACCUGUUUUCUUAUAAUUCAAUGGAGAUAUCUGCAUUUUGGGUAUACGUUCAAGCACCAUAUGACCAUGUUUUACGGGAGGCUGAUCUAAACAAAUUAUAUCUCAUGAAAGUUCUUAUUUUUUUCCUACAUUUUGAUACCAGCAUCAUUAUCUAGCUCAGAUUUCUUCUGUGUUAAAAGAGAGAAAAAAAACAUCUUUCUCUUUGUAAUUGUUUUGACAUGUGCAAGUUUGGAUCCUGAAGAAUGUUUUUAAAGGUAAAACUGAAAGCUUUGCCUCCAGCUCAGCUCUCUCUUCACCACAACAGUCAUGUUCAAAGUCCAUCCCACCUAACCCUCCACCGUCCCAUCACUCAUGGAUAAAAUGCUCCCUCGCCUGGGGACUCCUCUCUCCUCUGACUCAGAGUUAAAGAUCCUCCGUUUUCAAGCAGGGAACCACAGCCUCAAACUCUCAUCCUGGUUAUUUCACAUUUCCUGUUCAGUUUCUGUCAGUUUCCUUUGGGACGAAAUGUCUUCAGACAGGAACAUCCAGCUGCUGUGAAGCUGCCUUCAGUGUGGCUUCCUCAUCAUCUCAAAAUCAUCCAAAUCUUAACCCACCCUGUGUACUUUGGGAGCCUGUAACUCAAGAAAUACUCACAGUAUUAUAAUAAAAUUUUGCAUGGUUUCAUUAAAGAUAUGAAAGUUAUUGGACGUAAAAAUCAGCAGAUUUUGAGGGGGUCAGGUGGGAGACACUGAGUAAUUUUUCAUGAAGUGAUCUUUUUAUUAGUUUUUCGCACAGCUUCGUCUUUGACUGCUUUGUUUGCAGUUUUCUGACCACUUCUACAGACUGUUUAUUAGGACCAACAGAAGCACUUUUCAAUGACAUGAAUACUCAGGAUGUUUUAUUCUGAUAAGAGUGCCAAAGACACGUGAAACCUUACAUUUUAGAUUGGAGUUUCUUCACUUGUUUUUAAGACUUA
Neolamprologus brichardi is the source of this 2189-nucleotide messenger RNA. Lineage: Eukaryota; Metazoa; Chordata; Actinopteri; Cichliformes; Cichlidae. The record is from RefSeq and is a predicted model, not a curated record.